Nipponia nippon (crested ibis) is the source of this 2229-nucleotide messenger RNA. The record is from RefSeq and is a predicted model, not a curated record. Lineage: Eukaryota; Metazoa; Chordata; Aves; Pelecaniformes; Threskiornithidae.
AUGAAGACACUGUGGCUGAGGGUCUCCACAAGCUGGGGCGCUCCGCCCCUGGCAUCGAAUUCGUUUAUCUUAAUCUGUCACUUUCAGUGAGUAUAACGGGAGGGACCUUGGGGCACCCCUUCAAUGUCUCCUGCUACUGUGUAUCUCUUGGGAGAGCUAGAUCUUUCUUGUAUCAGUCACAUGCCUCACUUACUAGAACUGGAUGCUUCCAACAAUGAAUUGACUACGUAUUUCGUUUUUAAGCCACCUAAAAAUCUCAAGGAAGUAGAUUUUUCAUACAAUCAAAUACCUAAAAUGCAAGACUUGUCAGCAUACCAGUCACUUACUAAACUCUUGCUGGAUUUUAAUAACAUAGAGGAGAUAAGAGGACUGGAGAAGUGUCACAGUCUGACUCAUCUUAGUUUGUCACACAACAGACUCACCGCAAUCGGUGGCCUUGAGAAUUUACCUAUCAGAAUACUCAAUCUGAGCUCUAACCAGAUUGAGAAGAUAACUGGGUUGGACAGCUUGAAAACUCUACAGAAGCUGGACCUAUCUAGUAAUAAAAUAACAAGUCUAGAAGGCUUGGAGGAGCAUGAUCUACUAGAGAUGAUCAACCUAGAGGAUAACCAGAUUGCUGAGCUGCGUGAACUUGAAUGUAUUGCAGAUCUGCCUCUCCUCAGAGUUUUAAAUCUUUUAAAAAAUCCUGUACAGGAGCAAACAGAUUAUUGGCUUUUGGUGAUCUUCAUGUUGCUCCAACUAACAGAACUGGAUCUCAAGAAGAUUUCAGUGGAAGAAAAGGUUGCUGCUGUGAAUAAAUAUGAUCCUCCUCCAGAAGUUGUUGCUGCAAAAGAUCAUAUGACUCAUGUUAUGUAUAGCAUGCUGCAGCCCCAGAGAAUCUUUGACAGCACUUUACCUAGUCUUGAUGCUCCCUACCCCAUGCUGGUAUUAGCUGGCCCUCUAGCCUGUGGUAAGAGAGAGCUUACUCAUAAGAUCUGCAGACAGUUCAACAAUUUCUUCAGAUAUGGUCCCUGUCACACUACCAGGGCAGCUUACUUUGGUGAAGAAAACAGACUUGAUUACUAUUUCGUUUCUCAAGAAGCAUUUGACAAAAUGGUGAACACAGGGAAGUUUAUAGCAACCUUUAAAUACAGUGGCUAUUACUACGGACUUGGAAGAGACACUGUAGAAUCCAUUGCCAGAGAGGGUCUUGCAACCUGUGUUCACUUAGAAAUAGAGGGUGUGCGUAGCUUGAAAAAUACCUACUUUAAACCCAGAUAUAUCCUGUUAGUACCAAUGAACAAAGAAAAAUAUGAGGGACAUUUGCGGAGGAAAGGAUUAUUCAGCAGGCCAGAGAUUGAAGAGGCAGUCUCCAGAGUGGACAUGUACAUCAAAAUAAGUCAGGAUUUUCCAGGAUACUUUGAUGCAGUAGUCAACACAGAUGAAUUGGAUGAGGCGUUCACAGAGCUGAGUUUCCUCGUAAAGGCAUACCUGGGUUUGGAGCCACCUGCAGCUUUUGAUAGCAUUCAGGACUUGAAUAGCAGAGCAGGAGCAGGUUCAAGAAUACGGAUCUUACAAGAGCAAAGAUUGUCACCCGGUGGAGUAAUCACUGGAACUACUCGGUCUUCGUCUGUCAAUGAGUUCUUGGACUCUUCUGCCAAAAAAUAUCCAGAAGGCAUCUCGGACAAACUUGCUGCACAACUGGGCUCUCUGGAAGAAGCUUCUCUCCAAAGGCGUCGUUCUGCAGCACGUCAGGCUCUGUCAGGGAAGGCACCCAGUGCAUAUGUCCAGCUGUUUCAAAGGGACCUGGCAGUCACUCCUGCACCGAGCAGCUCCCGUCAACAAUUACUGGAACCACCAAUACAUGCUGAUGGAAGGACUGUCACCCGAGACCAGAGCUUCCCCCUGCCUAACCCAGAGAGCCGCUGCAGAGACUCUGGCCCUGCUAGCGGACCAUUUCUAAUCUCAGCUGGUGCAUCUGCGAGUGAAGGUCUGGCGGUUCGGACUUCUGGUCCCCAUGCUUGUCUUACUGAAGAAGCCAAAGCUGAGCAUCAAGAUCCAAGAGGAGCUAAAAAUGGAGUGGACAGAUUGAAAGAGACUGAACUCCCUAGUGACAAUCUUCAGAGAAAAUACAGCAAGUCCAAGACUGGUUCUUCUCAUGUGCCUCAGCUCAUCAACUGGCCAGGCUCCCACUCCAAGCUUGUCCUACCUCCAAUCCCGCCUGGGCGCAAGCGGACCGACCCUCGAUAG